GAUUUUGGUCGAAAUUUCAGUUAUGAUUCUUAGUCUUAAAGUCUUUCAGUUUACGUAGAAAUGGAGUGGCAUCUAAUUUUUAUUCUGAUUGCUGGUGUCCUUAUAAAUGUAUCUGAAUCUUCUUCGAUUACGGAACGGAACAAAUUUAUUCUGUAUUAUGGAUCGGAUUCAUCUGAAGUGUUCAGCAUAGCGGACGGUACUAAACUACUAAAUAGUUUACAUUUCGAUAACUUGAAAAAGACAGUGAUUUACGUGCACGGAUACAUAGAAAAUCAAACAUCAGUUAGCGUGAAAACGAUCGUGGAUGCUUAUCGUCAAAGAGACGAUUACAACAUUAUUACUCUGGAUUGGCACGACGAUGCUUCAGGAGAUUAUUUACUUAAUGCUGUCAUCAAUGUCAACAGGUUGGGAAAAGCACUUGGAGCAAUCAUUCUUGAAAUAAUAAAUGCCGGCCUGGAAGUUAAUAAGCUGCACUUAGUGGGUCAUUCACUGGGAGGUCAAAUGGUGGGCAGAAUAGGAGGCGAAGUGAGAAGCAAAUCAGAAGGGAAGAUAGUUCUGAAGCGAAUCUCCGCUUUGGACCCUGCAUUCCCUGGAUUUUAUGGUCUAUUCUUAAAACAUAUAACACAUGACGAUGCAGAAUUUGUUGAUAUUAUCCAUACAGAUGCUUGGCGUUAUGGAGCUCCAGAGGACUCAGGCACUGUAGAUUUUUGGCCUAAUGGCGGAAAAUCUCUACAGGCUGGCUGCCCUCGUAGGGGUUUAAAAUUGCUUACAGACAAUGACCUUUGCAGCCAUUGGCGAUCAUGGAGAUUUUGGGCUGAAAGCGUCGCCCGAAAGGGUACUCAACAGUUCAAUGCAGUUAGGGCCAAGCACUGGAGUGCAUUCAAAGAAGGAGAUGUUGGAAGAGAAGAGGGUGUAGUUAUGGGAAACGAUUGUCCAACUAAUAUAACUGGAACCUAUUUUCUCCAAACAAAUAGCGAAAGUCCUUUCGCACGCGGUGAAGCAGGAACAAAGUAUACAGAAAUUAUUUAAAAUCGGUUUAAAUUUGAAUUGUUUAAUUUCAUUCUAUAUGUAAAUCAUUGAGAAUAAAAAGCAAAAAUCCUGAAAAAAAAACUAAGGAAUUGUGCCGCGCAGAAGGAAA
Molecule: messenger RNA, 1138 nt
Organism: Hermetia illucens (black soldier fly)
Lineage: Eukaryota; Metazoa; Arthropoda; Insecta; Diptera; Stratiomyidae
Product: pancreatic triacylglycerol lipase-like
Exons: 7
Coding region: 61-1029 (322 amino acids)
Molecular function (GO): lipase activity
Source: RefSeq, a predicted model, not a curated record